GGAUUUCGCCGUGAUGUCGACCGCAAUGAACUUCGGGACCAAAAGCUUCCAGCCGCGGCCCCCAGACAAAGGCAGCUUCCCGCUGGACCACUUCGGUGAAUGUAAAAGCUUUAAAGAAAAAUUCAUGAGGUGUCUCCGUGACAAGAACUAUGAAAAUGCUUUGUGCAGAAAUGAAUCUAAAGAGUAUUUAAUGUGCAGGAUGCAAAGGCAGCUGAUGGCACCGGAGCCGCUAGAGAAGCUCGGCUUUAGAGACCUAAUGGAAGGGAAGCCAGAGGCAAAGGAUGAAUGUUGAGAAGGGAGCCACAGGACCUUGUCCCCAGCCUGGAGCAGAGCUGAGCCCUUCUGCCCACAGUGCAGGGGGACCUGACACUCAGCCCGUGCUGCCCCGUGCAGGGGCUCUCCCUGGGGACUUUAGAACAUGGCUCACCCCUGCAGCACACACCGAAAUGUUUCCUCUGUUGACCUCGGUUCCCCUCUAGAGAGUGUGUUUUUCUUCCGUCUGUGUGUCACAGGACCCGUCAGGACUGAACCCUGCUGUGAUUUGAUAUCCCGCCCAGAGUGGCUGUCACACCACAGAGCCCUGGCCAGCAUUCCACAGCGACUCAGCCUGUCACAGAUCUGAGUCCUCACACUGGAACCUGUCAAUGAAACCAAGCGACAGGAAAAUGUCCGCCUUUUGUGCUCACAGACUCAUAUCAGCUGGCUUCCCUUUCUCUGUGUUCUCUCCUGUGAACAAAGCUGGAAUACAAAGUAGGAAGUGA
Molecule: messenger RNA, 761 nt
Organism: Mus musculus (house mouse)
Lineage: Eukaryota; Metazoa; Chordata; Mammalia; Rodentia; Muridae
Gene: Cox19
Product: cytochrome c oxidase assembly protein 19
Exons: 3
Coding region: 14-292 (92 amino acids)
Biological process (GO): protein folding
Cellular component (GO): mitochondrion; mitochondrial intermembrane space; cytosol
Source: RefSeq, marked provisional